CUUCGACAUCGAUUUUUUUCGCUCUGGUUGUAGCCAAGAAAAAAGCGACAAUAUCCAGAGACACCUCCAAGAUGCUGGGCCAUUUUGCACGAAGAACUGGGGCAGCUGCCCGCACUACGACAAGCUCCGCUCUCCGGAAUCCGGUACAGGCAGUGGCCUGCAGAGGGUACAACUAUGUUUGGAUUAGGGACGGUGUUUCUAUAUGCAUUUUUAGUUCCAAGGAAGAACAACGACAACUGAGGAUGCGCAGUGUCAUGCGAAUGAACGAAAGCAAAGCAAAUCCUUCGAGAGCGAGAGUGAAUUUGCGUUCUUGCGGUUGCGUGUGUCCAAACAGGUUCGCCAUGAGCAAGCCAGAGGUGACGAAAAAGCUGCAAAACUACCACGACCAGCUCCUCGGCACCAACUGGGGGGAUUACCUGGAAUUGGUGGCAAUUGCAUUUUUUUUGUCUGAAUUAUUACAUGCGCUCUUGGCAUGUCCAUGUUGACAACGUCAGAGACAAACAAGAUCCGAGAUGCAGACUUUGCAAGACAAAUCGCCGAGAGAACUACAGCCUCCACAAAUACUUCUACAGGUACACAACGAGCCUUUUCUGUCAGCGGAGCUGGAAAGCAUAGCAGACGAGAUGGGGCCCUAUAUGAAGGACACAGAGCUGGGACCAAAAUACCAGUAUGCAUUACAGGCUACGGACUGUAUGUAUGCGUAUAGUUUACUUCAAAUUUUUUUUUUGUUUUCUGAUUUUUUCUUCCCCGUUUGCUUUACUUUGAUGCUGAGUGGUUCUUGCUUCCAACAAAAGAACUUGUGAUGUAGUGGUGCUGCAUCGCAGCCGGCUCUCAAAAAGAAGUAUGUAAAAGCAGAUGACAUUCUAGCGCUUCUAGUUCUACCUGAUUUACUCACUACCAGCUGUGAAGACGUCCGCGAUCACCUGAACGAAAUUUUGGAACUGAUGACGCGAAAAACCGGGGUGCUGGGCAUGGGUAUCAACGCCGGGGAGCCGGUCGAGAACUUGACGGAGCAGGCCGAGAUGCUGAAUAACGAGUACGAAAAGCUCCUGAAGCAGUACCCGGACUUCAAGCCAAAGGUCGAGCAGUCGGUCGGGCAUGGCCUUUAUGCAGAGUGCAAAAGAAAGUGAUAGUAAACCGGAUUUUUAGGUUUUGGAUUGUUUGUCUUCGCGUUCUUCCGCGUCCAAAACGUAUCUUCGCAUGUGUUUGUUGUAUCUACUUUUGAAGCGCGCCGCGCGCGCCGCGUUGUCAUUUGGCUUUUCUUGGAACAUCAUGUAGAGUUAAACCUGUAGACCUCAAUGGAAAGUAAAUAACUGUAGAAGAAGUGGACGUUGUCAUGCGAUAAAAAUACAUGCGAUCGAGAUCGACAUCGAUGUCGAUGCUCACCUCCCGGGGGGCAAAUCGAAGCAACGGUAAAAGAUUUAUUGCUACUUUUGCACGGCAUAUCUUGGCGAUUUUGCGCAUGAAGCACAAAUUCGCGUUCUCGAGCGGCCAUCGGUUCUUCUACUGAGCGCGGACUCGUCCGGUGGAAAACAGAAAAGGAUCGUCGGACUUAUCGCCCGGGAAGGAUGCAAGACAAAGACUUUUUACAACCAUCUCAACAGUUCACUGUAGUCCUAGUCCUAGUCGUAGUCUCUUUGUUUUCACUUUUCUCAGCAAGGAGGUCCUCGCUACUUAUACAGCUCAGUGAAGAUGACAUAGCCUCAGGAAGUAGUGACAUGAUCAUUACUCGGGAACAAGGCAGCAAACCAGUAGACGCAGCUGGUUUAUUGGCUGGUGACCCACGGAUGCUUGCCAAGAAACCUCACGCACUGCAGCUCCGGAAACGAAUGUCACAGCGACGCUUGUGGUCUAAUAGUAAUAUCUCAACGAGGAUUGAACUAGUGCCCUUUCUUGUGGGGGCGAAAGCAAUGGCAGAAGUGCGAACAAGAGGAGAUGAAACGCGAAGAAACACAUUUUUGGUCACCAAACGAAUGCCGUGGGGCGGUUUAUUUUCGCCAGGCUGCUACUUGUACUUUCUUAGUUACAUGAUCUCGCUUAUGCCGAAUGAAAUGAACUAAAAAAUUCUGUUUACAGUGGGGGGCUCAAUGCAAAAUUAGGGAUAGACUAAGAAAAAGGUUGAUACGCUCUUCAGUCGAUUCGCUAGAG
This is a messenger RNA of Amoebophrya sp. A120, 2148 nucleotides long. Lineage: Eukaryota; Dinophyceae; Syndiniales; Amoebophryaceae. The record is from the annotation of a GenBank genome assembly.